UCCUCCGCGUUCCAUCGUAGCACCUGGGAACCCGCUCGCGGGAGCUCAGUCCCAGCAACAACAGCAAAGGCGUCGGAAGCGUCCCUCGAACAAAGGCAAUCCGGGCUGCGAGCGGGCGCUGCGAAGCCGGAGCCGGGCGGGCAGAGCAGAGCGCGCUGUGCAGCCAAAGCGGCUGGAGCCCGGGAAAAAGCCGCCGGUGCAGCGUGGGGCUGGAGCUGCAGCGCACAGCUGGGAAGCACGGCGUCGGCGGGUUCCCAGCCCCCGAGCUCCGUCCUCCCCGCUUCCCAGCCGAGCAAAAAAGCCGCGCCGGGGACAGUCAGCCCGAGCUCGGCGAAGAGCGGCGCGGGAGACCUUGGGCAGCGGCCCGGCGGGGACCACCAAGCCGCAGCCAGGAGGCAGCGCGGGCUCGCCAUCGCCUCGCCGCCCGCCCCAGCUCGCUUUCGGCCUCUCGCCCUCGAUCCCGCGGAGAGCUCGCCUCUCCCUCCGCCGCAGAAGUUUUCCCGAAGCGCCAGGCAUCCCGGCCGGGUCUGGCGGCGCGCUCUUCCCAUGCGCAAAGAGGACCUCGGAGCUGCCCUCGCCAUGCGCUCGGCGCUGCCGCGGCUGCUGGCCUUGCUACUCCUUGGCGCGACCUCCUGCAGGGGAGCUGACUCAUCUACUGCAGCCAGUCCUGCGCCCCCGACCGUGGGCCCAGCUCCAACAAGCACUCAGUCCGCUGCAAUGUCCGCCGUUUUAGCUUCUGGAAAGGCCGUUCCUUCAUCAGAGGUGACGACAGCCCCCAAAGCCACAACUCUCCCUGCUAGCUCUGCCAAAAGCAGUACCCUGACAAUUGCGACUGCAGGAGGAGGAAGCAGCCCACUGAGUGUAACCACGCAGACCACAAAAAAACCAGCGGAAAUGUCCUCAGGAGCCGUCAAAACAACCUUUGCUGCAUCGUUGGACUCGUCCAGCAUCAAACCAUCUUCUCCCUCCGUAGCAGACAAAAUGACGUCAGCAAAAGAUUCUUCUGUGCCACCCCCAACAACGCCAACUUCUUUGCUGGGCAUUACUUCAAAAGAAACAGUCUUGCCGACUCACUCUAGCGGUGAUUUGACUCAUGUGGUGGCUCCACCGUCCCCAGCCCUGAAGCCAAACAGCACAUCUGCUGCCUCUACAGUAAAGAGCUCAGCCGGUGCUGGCACCACUACAGCUUCAGGAGGUGGCGGCGCUGGUGCUGCUGCAAAGGAGAAAACGACAAGCAACCCUGCUGUGUCCCCCUCAAAGAAGUCGGAGCACGUGGAGCGGACGACAAAAACGCCAGUGCCGACAACAAAACAGCUUGGGGAAACAAACGGCAGUACAGCCACACAAUCCCCUGGCGCCGUCCCACGGCCCCCAGACUCGAGCUCUGUGACUUCAGCCACAACUAGGCCUCCCUCGGCCGCCCCAGGGCAGCACGUUCCAUCUCCCACCAGCAAAGCAGAUGAUACUUCCUUUCUAGUCCAGACCAAGAUGGUUUGUGAGGAAAUAGCACCACCAGAAGACCGGACAAUCAUUCUGACCUGGAACCAGUCCAUACCAUGCAACAAUUUGGAGAAGAGCCCCAUGAAAGAGCUUCUCUUGAGCAUGCUCUGCAAAUCUAUGAAGCCCAACUUCAACCGGAGCCGGGAUGGCUGUAUGGUGAGACUGGCCUCCAUCAAAGAUGACCCCAAGUACUUGGCUAUCCUUGGUGUAUCUGUGCAAACAAACUCUGUGCCUGAGGAGCUCUUUGAAUCUCUGGCAGUCAAGAAAGGAGAACUGGAAAAGCUUGGAGUGAACAACAUCACCCACGGUGGCAGAACCAUGGACAUCGACACGGAGGACCGCUUCAGCAUGCCCUUGAUCAUCACCAUUGUCUGCAUGGCGGCCUCCCUGCUCCUUGCAGCUGCUAUCUAUGGCUGCUGUCACCAGCGCAUUUCCCAAAGGAAGGACCAGCAGCGUCUGACCGAAGAGCUUCAAACGAUGGAGAACGGCUACCACGACAACCCGACCCUAGAGGUGAUGGAGACCUCCUCUGAAAUGCAAGAGAAGAAAGUCAACCUGAAUGGGGAGCUGGGAGACAGCUGGAUCGUCCCCAUGGACAGCCUAACGAAAGAGGAUCUGGAAGAGGAAGAGGACACGCAUUUAUAACUUUUUUUUAAAAAAAAAAAGGAAAGAGAGAAUGAACUUCAUGCUAAGCAAAACAAAUAAAUACAGAAAACUCAAAACUGCAGCCACAAGUGCCGACAUGAAGAAGCAGGAGCAGAAAGAUCGCAAUUAUUAGGCGAGAGGGUAUCUUAAUGGCAUCUACUGUGGCCAAAUUCUUGUUUUUUUGUCUUUUUAAAAUCCCAUUGGCUUUCUACGCAGAUUGUAUGUGUGUGUGUGUGUGUGUGUGUGUGUGUGUGUGUGUGUAUAUAUAUAUAUAUAUAUAUAUAUAUAUAUAUAUAUUAAAGACAGUGCCUCCUAUUUAAGCAUUGAUUAGGACAGACAGGAGAGUUCACCACUGAGCAAUAUUUUCAUAGGUAAAAAGGGAGCAUUUCUGGAUGCUGAGGGACCAUAAAGACCAGGGCUGGAUGUACAGGAUACAACCCACAGGGCUAUUGACCUUUCCCAACCCCAUGGAAAGCUCUUGUGCAGCUUCUGCUCAUUUUAACAGGAGGCAAGACUCUAGCCCUCAUGGCUGCAGAGGACAAGGUAGGAGUGCCUGGUGAAAUCUCAGAAGGCAAAGUUAUUGCAGAAGUUCUGCUAUUUGCAGGGAGGUAACAAACCGGUGCUUCCCCACAGUUAGCAGGAACAGGGUACAUCAUGCAAAAACUAAAAUGUGUGUGCAAAUUUUUCAUCUUCUGCAUAGUCAACAGCACACAAUUUGAACGAUAGCUUCCGCAAGCUUGGGACACAUUUAGCUCCAGAGCACAACUCUGAAUAUGGCAAUGGGGCACAGCUAAACUAUGUCACUCUCCCCGCCCUUCCCCAGAUCUGAGUAUUUGACUCCGCUUGCUUUCUCCACACAUUAAAAACACUAGGGUGAGGAUUGUUAUGGGUUAGGAGAGGCUGGAAAGGUCAGUUGCCUUUCUUGCCAUUAAUUAGCCAGGGCUGAGGGCACCAGGUCCAGAAUGUGAGAAGUUGGCACUUGCAGUGAAAAUGUGUCAAGCAAGGAGGAUUCAUUUCUGCAUUCUGCCGGUAGGUCAUAUGUGGGGGAAGGCGACAGAAAGCCUUGCAGGACCCACAUGGGCUGCAAUCGAAGCAUUGGACCACUGAUGCCACUUCAGAAAGUGGCAAAAGAGAUUUGUGCAUGACAAAAGUGGCAAGACUCACAGCUGUUUUUAUAGGCUCACUUUGAAAGUGACCAGGGUUAAACAGCAACAGAAAAAAAGGGGAGGUGUGUGUUGAGCUAAAAGGACGAGUAUCGAUCUGCCCCCAAAGAGCAUUUCCUGUGAUAACAUUUUUUAAUUCUUUAUAUAGCUAUAGCAAUAUUUAGUCAAUACAGGUUAAAACAGCCGCCCUUUUUUUAAAAAAAAAAAAAGGGUGGGGGAUUUGUGCCUUUGACAUGCAUAGUUAAUCCAUAAAUCCGUUUAAUUGUAUAUAAGAGGAGCCACAUAGGGUGUGAAGAUGCUGAGUUGGCCCAACAUAGAGGUGCUGCUUGAGAAGGAAAAGUUGCAUGUGGGUCUGACGUGGGGGCUGGCUUCCUAAUGGAAAACUUCUUCACUAGAAUCCAGGUAUAUAAUUAUGUAAAUUAAGCACAGCGAACUUCAAGACAUUUUUUUUCCUCUGCGAAAGCUCACUGUGACAAAAGUUUAAGACCUCCCUAGAACUACCCAGCGAGUUGUAAGAAUGGCCUUUUCGUAUGGAACAUUUUGGAGGUGCAGGCCACAAGGAGGAAAUUGCAGUCCGAGACGUGUUGGGGUUAACUCAAAACUGAAAGGCACCCCUUUGUCGCAUGGUAAGCUGCUUCUGUAAAUCAGGGAGACUUUCAAAAGUAGUUUGUGGUACUGGCCUGAGGGAUCUGGCCUCAGAUCUCCUGCUGGGAGGAAGGGCGGGAUAUAAAUCAAAUAAUAAAUAAAUAAAAAUGAAGCUCCAUUUAUGAGCUUCCUAGAGGCAUCUGGCUGGCCCCUUACGAGAAGAAGAUGCUGGACUAGAUAGGCCUUUGUUCUGAUCCUGCAGGACUCUUCUUAUGUUCUUAAGUAAAACUUGGGCAGAUGCAUGCCUGGGGCACCCUUGAAAUAGCUUCUGGCCAUUGUAAAACAGUGACAUUGGGGAAAGUGACAUUGGAAAGCCAGUGGCUCCCAUGCUGCAUUUGAAAGGGUCAGAUCCAGAGAGACAGACGUGGGCCAGGGGACUGGCAGUAAACCAGAAAUGCUGGAAGUGUCCCCAGAACUUCCACUCUGAAAAAAAAAGUGUUUACGAAUCCAACCCAAUUUUUUUUAAAUGUACAUAUUAUACUGUAGCUACCUGUGUGACAUUUCUUUGCCUACUGCUGUGGGAGGCUGUUUGCAAAGGGAGAGGCCGCCUGUCUAUGAAGCGGGAUUGAGCCUCAACGAGAAAGAACAAAACUUUUCAGAGGAAGCUGUUUCCAUUUUGGCAAAGGAGGUGGACAAUGCCGUUUAAAUGCCCCAAACUCCCACAGCCUUGCUGUGUUUUUCAGGUUGCAGAUUUUGCCUUCAACAAGGAACGUACCACAUAGUUCUAAGCCACAAGCAUCGCGUUCCAAAGGACAAAUUAAUUGAAGCCUAUUUAUUGCAUGUCACUGUUAUCGAAAGCGAUGCUCUUUAGGACUUUAUAGAACACGUUAAGAAGGGCCAAGGGCAGAAGCAAACGGCCCAACGGCCCUGCAAAGGUUCUGACCCCAUCGCAGUGGGCUUUCUGUCUCCUUUCGCAUUUAAUACAGGGAAGUGUUGAGAGAACAUCUCAUCAUGCCUGCCAAGAUAAAUAAUUCAGAAGGAAACGGUUGGAAAAAAAGAGAGUCCAGCUCAGCCCUAUUCAGAAAAGAAAGAUUAAGGAUAAGAUAAAGCAUGCCAGAAUCCCAUUAAUAAAAUACAAUGCGAUGUCCUUUGAUGAAUUAACCCCGUUCAUUUUCCUCCAGCUGGGAUCUCUGAAGAGACAAUGGGAUGGGUGGAGUACUGGAUGUUUCCCUUUUUAAAAAAGCAGGUUUGUGAGAGCUAUUCAGAUGGUAAAAAUAUAAGUCUUAGGUCAGAGAGAACUUCUGAACACUCCCUCAAAAAUCAGUAGACAUCUAGCCAUUCAUUUGAACAGGAAUGCCCAACUGCAAAUGUUAGCAAAGCCACACUUGCAAACAGAUUCUCAGGGCAGCGGAUGUAAAUUUAGAAUCUGUAAAUUAAAAAUCUCUGAUUGGCCCAACUGAAUUUGGCAUGGGAGAUAGCAAGUUUUCAGAUUUCACAGCGUUCUUUGCCUGCAUCUUCUCAUAUCAACCCAAGUUGUUCCGAUACAGAUUCCAGCUACUGUGGUAUUUUCUGUCAAAUUACUUUCCUUUUACAUAGCAUAAAGAUAAGUUCAGUAUAACAUUUUCCUAUCACCAUCAGUAAACACCGGAGAGAUUUGUGUUUGUGCCCUGGUGAUCUAUAGAAUUUUUAAAAAUGUAUUUUUUGGCAUUCUGCAAUACUGUAAGAGCAUUAACGUUGUCUUAUUGGCUCACACCAAGGUCUAAUCGACAUGCUCGGCAGCUGAAAAUUUGGGGGAUCAGAUGUGGCCCCUAGUGUACCCCCUGAUCCCAAAGAGCCAACCUACGCUGUUAUGCACCUUGCUCACUCUCGGGGAGGGGGGAGCAGUAUUUUAUAACAUUUAUAUGCCUCUUGAUUGUGAUAAAACCUAAGCUGUAUACAAAAACACAAAUUAAAAUUAUCAAUAGAAGACAGUUAAAACAGGUAUUUUCAAACAUUCAAAAGAUAAUUAAAAUCAACAGUAAGCAAAAAGAGAUUAAAACACAUGUCGGCAUUCUACAUGUCUGGAUAGGCUUGCCUAAACAAAAAUGUUUUAAGCAAGUGCUGAAAAGAGAACAGCGAAGGCUGAUGUCAACAGCCAGGGAGUUCCAAAGCGCACAUGCUGCCACAUUAAAAAUAGCCCAGUCAGAUUCUGCUCCCCACACAGGCACUCUGUGCCCGCACAGCAGCUAGGUAGCAGCCCCCAGGUUAUCACAUCCUCCAGUGAAGGCAUCAGGGCCCUUUCCUCCACAAAGAAGUCAAAGCUCAUGUGCCCCCCAGCAAGCCACUGCUGGUUUUGGUAGAGCAGAGGGUGGGAGACCUGUGGCCCUCCAGAUGUUGCUGGACUGCUAUCUCAACAUAUCCCUAACCAUUGGCCAUGCUGGCAGGGGCUGAUGGAAGCUGGAGUUCUGCAAAAUCAGGAGGCCCAAGAAUCUUCUUUAUUACAGGGCCCGCACUUGGGAGUGGGUGGCCAAUAUGCACAAUAAGGGCAAAGGAUUCAGCCAAAGAGCAAAGGGCUCUUUUUCAUCAUCAUUACUGUUGAACCUGGAAUAUGGGUAGAGGAAUUAAAGAGCCCUUUGCCCGUUUGUCAGGUUCUGCAGCUGUAAGUUAAGAGACUGGGGUUGACAUUAAAAUCUUCCUUUUAAUAUAAUGUAGAGUAGACCUAUUCAAACAGCAAAAAAAAUUUGCAUCUCUUUCUGAACCUUGGGUCAGGGGGCCAAAAUGCAAAAAUAUUCACCAGUAUUGCAAAUAGACUUUCCCCAAAGUGACUAGUCCAUAAGCACUUGGAGACAGAUGACAAUCUGAAAGGAAAAACAAGCAAACCCUGCCGACUCUUCUUCAAUGUGCAAUAACUUUCAAGUUUCUCCCUCAACACGGACAACUGGAUGAAGGGUUAUUUAGAAGAAUGGAGUGAGCAACUUGCAGGAUUAAGUCCAGAUCGGCAACAAUUCAGUCCAAGACUAUUUGCGUUAUCUGGUUGAUUUAGCUGCUCUGCUUUCCCUGUUUGUCUGGAGUGAUGUCACUGCAAAUGAUGGGGAGCCUUAAUGGUGGCACAGGAAGCAGGGCUUGCUAAAUUGAGUUUAGCAAUGGAAACAGCAACACAGCAGAGCCUGGGAGUAGUGGUGAAGCCCCAUCCUGUGCUGUGCCAAAAUAUUCAUUUCUCCACUGCUCCACCAUCUCCACCCACCUCCCACAAAAGCUUAUGCAAAUAGAAGAUGUAAACGUGUGAUUAAGGCAUAGAACAAACCAACCGCCACCCAAUUAAAAUUCUGAGAAUUCUAAUAGAAAAUGUUAAUUACCCAUUCAACAUGGCAUUCCCAAGGGACUAGCAACUUGGGGACACUGUUAAUUCAUCCAAUUGCCUGCAGGCUUUUAUUACUGUUGUUGCAAUUUACUGGGUUAUUUUAUCACGCUUUAUAGUGUAGGAGCUGCUCCAGAAUUUUUGUAUCAUUUUGAUUUAAAAUUAGGCGGUGAAACAGGUUAAGAAGAGGGAGAAAGGGGGGCGGCCCACAGCCACACCAUGACCUUUAGGCCUGAACAGAGAUUUGAAUCUGGGUCUCCCACAUCCAGAACCACUGGGUUAUCCACUGCACCUUGCAGGUCCUCAAAGUGAUGUGUGUUUUCGUAAUCUGAAUGGACUGUAACGAACAUGUUGCCCUUUUCGAUUGUAAUUAAGAGUCUGAAUGCUACUUUUUAAGCACUGUACAACUUCCACAGCGCACUCUUCUUGCGCUGAAACAGGAGUCUGAUAUACACUGGAAUUUUAAACAAGGAACUGGAUUGUAAAGAGUAUUGUUGCAUUUUUCCUACAAAGUAUAUUUUGAAGACAACACUUAUUUCUGUCAAUAAAAGUUUCUUUUGUGAAGCGUU
Messenger RNA from Rhineura floridana, 7799 nucleotides. It is a transcript of the gene PODXL, whose product is annotated as podocalyxin like. Gene Ontology annotation, cellular component: microvillus membrane; apical plasma membrane. Lineage: Eukaryota; Metazoa; Chordata; Lepidosauria; Squamata; Rhineuridae. The transcript is spliced from 8 exons. The record is from RefSeq and is a predicted model, not a curated record. Gene Ontology annotation, biological process: positive regulation of cell-cell adhesion mediated by integrin; cell migration; negative regulation of cell-cell adhesion. Bases 547 to 2145 code for a protein of 532 amino acids.